ACUAUCAAUAUGAGCUCAAAUUCUAUCAAGCAACCCUUUUUUCAAUAACUUGAGCCUAAUCUAUUUGCACAACUUGUACACGUUCUGCGGCUUAACUAAAAUGGCAGAUUCCAUCAAAAUUUUGCUACUUCUAUUUAUCGGGACUGAUUUUUCUUACAACCAAGAAAUUCUAGUUCCGGAUACCGUUUUGGACGCAACUACAAAAUAGACAUUGUGAGUCUGAAGCGGGUGUCUGUGAAGACUGUGAUUGGAUACUGGAAUGACUCACACGGUCUCCACAUUUUCCCAGAGGGCGGCAAAGAGACAUCAGACGUCGAGGACCAGAGUGACGUUUUCAAGGAGAAGCCGGUCGAGGUCGUCACCAUCGAGGCUCCCCCGUUCACCAUGCUGAAAGAAGGCCACUCGCCGGAUGAGGGAAUCGAGGCAUUCGAGGGCUUUUGCGUGGACCUGCUGAGAGAGAUAGCAGCCCAGACUAACAUGUCCUACAAGAUACAUUUGGUGCGAGAUGGGAAGUACGGGGCAUCCAUGGCCAAUGGGUCCUGGAAUGGAAUGGUGGGAGAACUCAUAGACGGGACGGCUGACAUAGCCCUGGCCCCUCUUACCAUUACGUCCGAGCGACAGAGAGUGGUCGACUUCACGAAGCCCUACAUGGACGUGGGGGUCAGCAUCAUGAUGAAACGAAGCACGGCAACUACAAGCAGUUUCUCUUUCCUUCGUCCACUGCAGACAGAGAUCUGGAUGUGCAUCGUCUUCUCGUACCUGUCAGUGAGUGUGGUCCUGUUCAUAGUGUCCAGAAUCAGUCUGGUGGCCUGGAUGCCCCCCAGUGAGAUAGAGGAGGCUGAGCAUGCAGUGGGGGUAGCAGGAGGGGGAGGGGAGUACCAGUUCACGCUGUCCAACUGCUUCUUCCUCAUGUUGGGGGCGGUGCUGCAGAGGGGAGAGGACAUAUGCGACAAGUUAGUCUCUCCUCUCUCUUCAAAUAAGUCCAAAUAUACUAUCACAUCAGCUCACGGACAACAUUUUUCUUCCUGGGAUGAGAAGAUCGACGUAGGUUUUGACCAAAUUCAUCGGUGA
Molecule: messenger RNA, 1071 nt
Organism: Symsagittifera roscoffensis
Lineage: Eukaryota; Metazoa; Xenacoelomorpha; Acoela; Convolutidae
Product: glutamate receptor 4-like
Biological process (GO): synaptic transmission, glutamatergic; modulation of chemical synaptic transmission
Cellular component (GO): plasma membrane; postsynaptic density membrane
Molecular function (GO): transmitter-gated monoatomic ion channel activity involved in regulation of postsynaptic membrane potential; glutamate receptor activity
Source: RefSeq, a predicted model, not a curated record